Molecule: messenger RNA, 1709 nt
Organism: Mucor mucedo
Lineage: Eukaryota; Fungi; Mucoromycota; Mucoromycetes; Mucorales; Mucoraceae
Exons: 2
Coding region: 301-1569 (422 amino acids)
Source: RefSeq, a predicted model, not a curated record
GUUUAGCUUACUCUCCAAAGAAACUAAUGACCAACGGAUAGUCGUUGAACCCUCAUUUAACCACAUUAGCGGACACUAGUACCCGAGAUCGACCUGUGAAAAGAAGGGCGAUGGAGGCAGUCAAGAAGGGGACACUUCAGAUCAAGACAUGGACUAAUGCUUCUUCUGCUGCAGCCGAUCUGUUAGCUCAUUUGAUGGAUUCUUUACUUCCAUGUACCGAAAGUGCCAUUGAAAGCAUUCGAGAACAAACCGUUGGUAUUCUAGACAGGUAAAAUUUUAUUAUAUUUUAUAAACGUUAAUAUGUACAAAGUAUGCCAAUUGUUUAAAAGCUUGAUAGCGAAAUGCGAACAAGGCGGGAUUGAUAAUACGGUAGUUGAAAAGCUGCUGAGAUCGGCAUUGAAGAGAAUGCAAGAGGAAGGCACGGAGGAAAUUCGAGUUGGAUGGAUGGAUUUGUGUACAACCUUGUUGCGACAGUUAAAAAAGAUCACGGUGACGCUCAGUGAAUUGAUGAUGGAUAUUGCACAGAUGGCGGGAAAGGAUGCCUUUUCUGAAGUAUUGCAACGUGAUGCUAAAUUCAUUCUGUUGUACGCCCAAACGCAGCCUAAAUCCACAGACUAUGCCUGUGAACGCAUGAUUCGUUUGACCGUACCAUUACUGGUGCAUCGACAUACGGCAGUGCGCGUACUGGGUAUCAAGGCCAUGGAGGGGGUGCUUUUGGCUUCUCCUAAAGGCUUACACUUGUUGUUUGAAGAGAGUCCGGAAAGACAGCCUAUUGUACCCGCUUUGGUCUAUGAUGCUUCUCCACUGGUUCGAGAUCGUUUAUUUUUGAGUUUGGGUAAACUUUUGUGUGAUUGGAGUCCUCGUGAUAGAUACCAAUACGGGGAAAGAAUUUUACCCAUUAUCCUUCAAGGCACUUUUGAUGAAUUGCCAUCUGUUCAAGUCACUUGUAAAUCCAGUCUAAGUGGAGUAGGUCAGAGCUGUGCUCGUGAUCUAUUCGAAGCUGACAUCAUACACGAGAUGCCUACAGAUCAGGCACUGUCAGAGACCAUAGGUUUAAAACAGUUGGUGCAUAUUUGUUUUGAUAAAAGUUUGCUCGAUUUGUUAGAGAAAAGCACUGAUUUUAUUACAGUAAGACAAGAGACGGCCUUGGAUGCGCUGUGUCUUCUUUUAGAAUACGCACACCUUGAUGACAUUGUGAAGAAUAUCAAAAAGACCUUACAUUACUUGAUGUUGGUUUAUGUGAAUAAACCCGAGGUAAGAGACAGAGUCUGCAAGAUUCUCGAACAAUUGGGCUUAGUUUUGCCCUCAGCCGACAUCUUUCUGGAUGUGUUGCUUGGUCGUUUGGACAAGACCUCAUUGACGUUGGAAGGCAAUGGAGCUAGCACGGUUGCCGUUACCAUGGCAUUCUUGAAUACGUUGGUGCGAUCUUCAGAUACCGCUUCGUUUAAACGAAUCGAUUUGGUACUCAAGAAACCUUUUGUGCAGGCGUAUAUCAAGGAGAAUCGAGAAGCCUUGGAGGAAUACGAAAUUAUCAAGGCCAGGAUAGCUGACCUUCCAUCUCGUGGCUAAAGGUUUUUUUGUAAUAAAAAGGCUAGUUUUGGACAAAUUAUCUAUAUUAAAAACGGAUGGGGGUCCCUUUUAUUUUUUGGUCAAACAAUCAUUAAUUUAUUUUUAAAUUAUCUAAAUAAAGAUCUUUUUUUCAAUGUCCA